Molecule: messenger RNA, 996 nt
Organism: Aplosporella prunicola CBS 121167
Lineage: Eukaryota; Fungi; Ascomycota; Dothideomycetes; Botryosphaeriales; Aplosporellaceae
Exons: 3
Coding region: 379-996 (205 amino acids)
Source: RefSeq, a predicted model, not a curated record
CAAAUGACCGGCGUUCCGUCGGUCACUGGUGGGAUUCCUUGCUUUGCUUUGCUUGCUUCCUUUGGAUCCCAGCUCCCAAUUGUCAAGAGACAAAGAGGCCUCUCCCCCUGCUAGCUGUAGAUACCUGGCUUAUUCUGGGAUAUUGCGCGGAAAACGGCGUACGCGCCGCCUCGCCGCCGGCUAUCGCAGGACGGAUACAUAGCUAAUAAGUGCGCUUAGAGCGCCUAUCUGCCUACCUGCCUACUUUCAAGUCAUCUUACCCGUCCCGCCUCGCCCUCCUCUCUCUCUCCCCAACAAUACGCGCAUCCUUGUCCCACGUCUGCAUUACCUCCCGUCGCUGUGCGAUGCGACAAGCAACUCGUGACACCCUCACCCGCCAUGGCCGCUGCAGCCCUCCUGACUGCGGCCAACUGCCUGCUGCCAGGUCGCCUGCACCGUGUGCGAGUGCGUGUGCGCCAGCCCAUCAAUCACCCACCGGCCCCCCCACCCACUCACGACCACGCCCCCUGUCCAAGUCCCCGCCGCCGCUCGCUAUAUUAUUUUAUGAUUUUAUUCCCGCUCGGUACCCGCGGUCCCGUCGCCAGGAAACACUCGCACCGAGAACCCGACAGCCUGGGCACCGGCGCGCCGCCGCGCUGGAAACAGCCCACCAUCACGCGACUUCGCACGGGAAGCGGGCGGGCGACCUGCCACUGCCGCCGCCGCCGCAUGUAUGGGAUAAAAGAGCGCAAGAUGGCAAGGCGAUUGGGUGUCGGUGGCUUUGCCGGUUGCUUGCCUCAGGCUUCCCUGCCCGGAGCAUCGGCGUGGGUCGGACGCCCCAAGCGUGGAAUGGAAGCCAAACCCGGUGCCAGCCACAGGCGCCAAGCCACACCUGACGCACGCCGCUGCCGCGAGACGGGAGGGCCGGGCGCGCAGGCUGGCCGAGGCCUCGCGCGCCCGGUCGUGGUGGAGGCGCCUCCGGACGGCGUAGUGGCGCUGCCUGCGACGGGAGCCUAG